AUGUCGACCAUAUUCUCAUCCAUGACCCCGCAGCAGCAGAUGCAGAACCGCGCCCUCAGCAUUCUGCUCUCGCUGUGCUUCCCGCUCUACCGCCAGCUCGUGGUCUCCACGCUCGUCAACGACUCGGUCAUCCUCGCCAAGGAGUACUCGGCUGAGGACCGCAACCCGCUCGACAUCAGCCCCGAGGCUAGCAAGGCGCUCCGCGCCAUCAUGAAGUGGGACCGCGACAAGCCUGCCGGCACGAUGCGCACCCUCUUCCAGGCUAAGAACCUCAAGGGUCAGAUGAAGACGAUUAUGGCCGAGAUCACCAAGGUAGAGGAGAAGAAGGGUCAUAAGUACGACCCCAAGACCAAGUCGCUGGUUCUCCCUCAGAACUCGGUCAUCGACAUCCUCCUCGGUACGGACCAGAUCAACCGCUGGCGCGAGUGGCGCGACAUCAUCCUCGCCGCCUACGGUCUUCAGAUCGAGAACCAGGAGUCGCUCGUCACUGAAGGCCUUGACCGUCACUCGGUCAUGCAGCAGUUCUACACUCGCGUCGAUAAUGAGUGGCGCAAGAACCUCUCCAUUCGGCGUGGUCUCAAUCUCUUCAAGGGAUUCCCAGUUGGCCUGAUCGCCUUCCCCGCCAUGGUCAUCGUCGAUGUCGUCGAAAAGAUGUGCAAGGAAGGCUUGCUCAACGAGACCAAGAUCUUCCCCAUUGAUGGGCUCCUCAUCAAGCGCACCCACGCGCAGGUCCGUAGCGACAUCUACAACUACCUCCACGCCCACAUCAACCUGAAGAUGGCGGGUCUUAAGAUGCUCCCGAAGGAGGAGCAGGAGGGCGCCUCCAUCGAGCUCAUCUGCCAGAGUGUCACCUGGCACCUUGGCCUCGACUUCCGCACUUGGCGCCGCGGCAAGCUCCGCGCCGCCGAGGUCCUGUCCAGCGCCGCCUCUAAAACCAAGUCGAAGGGCUCCAAGUGA
Molecule: messenger RNA, 957 nt
Organism: Vanrija pseudolonga
Lineage: Eukaryota; Fungi; Basidiomycota; Tremellomycetes; Trichosporonales; Trichosporonaceae
Exons: 3
Coding region: 1-957 (318 amino acids)
Source: RefSeq, a predicted model, not a curated record